AUGAGUUCGUCUGACAUCGGCCAGUCUCCUACAGACGCUGUGUCGUCUGUGAACGCUCUCGUCGGAGCCCUCCUCGCGACUUCACUCCUAACUAUAAUCUUUGCGUUCUCAUUCCCAAGUCGCAGCCUGUCGAAAUUCCCGCUGGUUGGCAAGGAGGCUGGCGGCUAUGAGAAACGACGGAAUAUGUACUUUGCGAUGGCCACCAAGCUUUACGAAGAAGGCUAUCAGAAGUUCAAAUCAUCGGUUUGGCGUAUCACUGGUGCUGAUGGCGACAUCGUCAUGAUCCCGCUUGAACACUGCGACGAUCUCCGAAAAAUGCCAGACGACACCGUCAACAACGUCCCUCUUCUAGAAGCCCUUUGUGAGACAAAGUGGACGGAUUACCAUCCCAUCAAUCCACUUUUGCUCAAUGUCAUCAAAUCGAACCUUACCCCGAACUUAGCCAAAGUUGCUACGACGCUAUCUGGUCAUAUCCAGCGCACCGUUCUGAACUCUCUGGGUCCUUGUCCCGAAUGGACGGAGGUAGUGCUCUACGAAAAGCUAUUGGAGAUGGUUGCCAUUAUCUCCGGCCGCAUCUUCAUCGGCCCAGAGCUCUGCCACAAGGAAGAGUACCUCAAGGCCAGCACCAUGUUCGUCAUCGAUCUCUUUACGGCGGCAGCCAAGAUCAAGCGGUGGCCGAAGUUCUUACGCUUCAUCGGCAAGCACUACAUUCCCGAAGUCAAGAAAUUGGCCGAACACAGACGCCUCGCCGCCGAAGUCUUGAUCCCAGUUAUCGAAGAACGCAAAAGAAUCGCCAAUGAAGGUACCGAGGCACCAGAGGACAUGCUGCAAUGGUUCAUCGCCAAAUCUGCCAAGUUUGGUAUGGAAGGAAACAUGCAGCUUGCUGAGACGCAGCUUAGCCUAAGCGUCGUGGCUAUUCACACCACGACAAUGGCAGCUACGCAUACCUUGUAUGAUAUCGCAGCACGCUGUCCCGACAUCAUCCCCGCCCUUCGGAACGAGAUCCAGUCUGUGCUCGCAGCGAACGACAACGAAUGGACCACCGCCGCGCUCUUCCAGAUGAAGCUCCUCGACUCCGUCAUGCGCGAGUCCCAGCGAUUCAACCCGGCCAGCCUGAUCAGCUUCCAGCGAACCAUCACGAAACCAGUGACGCUCAAAGACGGCACUGCUCUCCCCACCGGUACCAACAUCGCGGUGCCCAUGGUCGGCCCGCUGCAAGACGAUCUUCAUUACGCCAACCCGAGCUUGUUCGAUCCGUAUCGCUUCUUGCUCAUCCGUGACGAGGUUCGUGACGAUCCGUUGCAGUAUACCAACAAGGAACAGUAUCAAUUCGUGUCAUCGACUAAGGAGAAUAUGGCCUUUGGCUUUGGCCGUCACGCGUGUCCGGGCCGGUUCUUUGCUGCCACCGAGAUCAAGAUGCUCCUCGCAAGAUUUCUACUCGAAUACGAUAUUCAGAUGCCAGACGGGAGACGGGAUCGCUAUGAAAACAUACUCACUUCGGCUACCAUGGAUGACGAAGCAAGGCCUGAAGAUACCGCCACGAUCAAAUUCACUGCACAGAUAUGCGCAAGCUAUUUGGGAAGGCUUCUGCAGAAAGAAGAAGCCCUGGAAAAUGAGGACCUCGUGGAUCAUUGGGCGUCCCAUCAAUUUGCGGAAUUCAAUCUGUGGUGUGCUAGACUUGGUGUCAACGGCCAUGGGCUUCGAUCGAUCGAUUUACGGCUCAAAGAUGUUCCCGAGAUUUGCGAUAUCAUCAUGCAGCUGCUGCAAUCUUUGCAGCAAGAUCUUGAAAGUCUGCAGUAUGCGGUCGACGCACCGAAGGAGUUUUCCGAGGUUUCCGACGUACCGGAGAAAGACCAUGAUUCGAGCUCCGAAGAUUCAAAUCUUUCGUUUGAUUCCAUGUCCUCUUUGAAGUCUGAUGUGCGAUGCUCCCAUGCCUACAUAGGUACUCAAGACGUUAAGGUCUACCAAUACGCCUACUCUGCCACUUGCAACAUCUACCUCAUUGAUACUCCCGGUUUCGACGACACCUACAGAACCGACAAGAGCGUCCUACGGUCCCUGGUCUCAUGGCUCUCUUUGACAUACAAGCACAACAUCCGUCUUCACGGGAUUCUUUAUCUGCAUCGUAUCACUGAUGUGCGAAUGCAAGGCUCCGCAAAAGGCAGUGUGACCCUGUUCCGUCAGCUAUGCGGGGCCGAUAACCUCAAACACGUCGUUCUCGUUACCACCAUGUGGAACAAACUUGAAAAGGAGGAUUUCGGGGUGUCGAGGGAAGCACAACUAGUCGAGAACGAGGAGUUCUGGGGCUGCAUGGUGAAGAGAGGGAGCCGCGUCGAGCGACACUACGACACGGCCGAAUCCGCCCGAAAGCUUAUCGACAUGUUCCUUCCGCAAGAACGCGAACAGUCGGAUGGACCCGUACAUAGAAUGGAACUGGCGAUCCAGCGCGAGAUGGUGGAUCAGCACAAGGUCCUCGAGAGCACCUCGGCCGGACAAGAAGUCUGCAACAAUUUGAACCAAGAGGAGGAAGAGAUCAAGACCUGCAUCGCCGAGUACAACGCAGACAUGAUUCGAAUACGAGAGGAGAGAGGUCUUAACAUGCUUCAAGAGCUUGAAGACCUUGAAAAACAGAUCAGUAUUGCAAGAGGCAGGAGUGAAAGAAUCUGUAAACACAGGCAAGCCGAGAUGAAAAAGUCGAUGGAAACGCUGAUACGGGAUAAUUUCGACAAAAACGACCAGGAGCCAGAGGAAGACAAGAAGAGGAGGCUCGCAAAGGAGUACGUCGUAGGGGAGUUCGCCAUAACCACAGACACAGGCGGUACCCAAGACAACAGUAGGCCAAAUUCCUACGUCGUUCCUCGGGUGACUUCUCCAGGUUUUGCGCAAGCCAUGGGACAGUGGUGGUCCAAUAGGGACCGGAAAAAGAUUAAUGUCAGCAUGAGCAUCCGGGGCAAGUUUUGCUCCCUCAUCGGCCCCGCGUACCGCAAAUCGUGA
This is a messenger RNA of Colletotrichum karsti, 2994 nucleotides long. RefSeq names its product ent-kaurene oxidase. The coding region runs from base 1 to 2994 and encodes 997 amino acids. Lineage: Eukaryota; Fungi; Ascomycota; Sordariomycetes; Glomerellales; Glomerellaceae. Gene Ontology annotation, molecular function: heme binding; iron ion binding; oxidoreductase activity, acting on paired donors, with incorporation or reduction of molecular oxygen. The transcript has 8 exons. The record is from RefSeq and is a predicted model, not a curated record.